AUAUAUUGCAAAUGUUCAGUUUGUUUAAUCGUUGGUGCUUAUUGUGAUUAUUUAUUGCUGCUUAUUUGCCGCCAUAAAACACAAUUGUUUAUCUACGCGCAGCUGGCUUGAGCGAUAAGCGAUAAUCUGCCAGUUGUCAAUUCGCAUUGAGUGCUUGAAGAACAACGAGCUAAAAAAUAAAAAUAUGAGUGCAGCUCGCAAUUUGUUGCUACUCUCCUCGUCUCGGUUGCAUGGUCAUGGAUAUUUGGAGCACGCUCGCCACCAACUGGAUGAAUUGUUCCAGGCCAAAAAUGUGAAAACGGUGCUCUUUGUUCCGUAUGCGCUGCGUGAUCACGAUAAAUACACAGCAACAGUACGCGAUGCAUUGCAGCCCUGGGGCUAUGCCGUCGAGGGGCUGCACACUCAACCCGAUCCUGCGGAGGCGCUGCGCAAGGCUCAAGCGAUUUUCGUUGGUGGCGGAAAUACGUUUGUGCUGCUGAAGCAACUGUACGAAUUGCAGCUGGUGGAGCUAAUACGUGAGCUGGUGUUGAAGCAUGGCCUGAUCUAUGUGGGCAGCAGUGCCGGCACCAAUGUGGCCACACGCUCCAUUCACACCACCAACGAUAUGCCCGUGCAGCAGCCGCCCAGCUUUGAGGCCCUUGCGCUCGUCUCCUUCAACAUCAAUCCGCAUUAUCUCGAAACGGCUGCGGACACCCAACACAAGGGGGAGACACGCGACGAGCGUAUUGAGGAAUUUAUCGCCUAUCAUUCGCGACCGGUGCUCGGAUUGCGCGAGGGCACCAGCCUCCGAGUGCAAGGCAAUCUGGUCACACUGCUCGGCGAUCGCAAUGCCAAGCUCUUCAAGGCUGAUGGCUCAGCCGUGGAAUAUGCGCCCCAUGCGGAUCUUAGUUUCCUGCUGGAGUCAUAAGGCUCGCUGGCAUAGAAAACAUUAACACACAUUUAUUUAAAAACAUACAUACAUAUAUGUAUAUAUAUAUAUAUAUUGUAAUUGUUAUAACAAAUGAUAUAGUCGGCAUGUUCGUGAUAGAUCUUAUACGUAAAUCAUACAUAUAUGAAUAUAUAUUAUGCGCUUUUAAAUCUAUGACUACACAAUAAUAAUUAUACGAAACACAUUUGCUUGAAAGGGAUUAUUAACUAUCUACAAUCAAUAAAUUUCCAUUGCUAAUAAUAAACUAAAGCAAUGAUUACA
Molecule: messenger RNA, 1189 nt
Organism: Drosophila grimshawi
Lineage: Eukaryota; Metazoa; Arthropoda; Insecta; Diptera; Drosophilidae
Product: probable alpha-aspartyl dipeptidase
Exons: 3
Coding region: 185-907 (240 amino acids)
Biological process (GO): proteolysis
Molecular function (GO): serine-type peptidase activity
Source: RefSeq, a predicted model, not a curated record